AUGCGAUUCCUUGUUGUCUUCGCCGUCGCCGGCGUUCUCGCCAAUUCCGAUGAGUCGACGACGCCGACGUUCGACGUGCCCCAACUCGACGACGCGCCAAAACUCGGCGAGUUCGAGAAGCACUCGAUCACCCAUGCUUAUGCGAUUGACAUCGCCGAUGCGAUGAGCAUCAGCCAGAUGAAUUGCCUCAAAUUCGAGGGCUAUCGCACGAUUUUCGUUCGCGCAUUUUUCAACAAUUCGUUCGAUCCAAAUUGCGUCCAAAACAUCCUGAAUGCGCAUAAAGCUGGUCUGGGAAUUGAGAUCUACAUUCGUCCCAACGUCACCGCGGGAAUCAAAGCAUUCGAGCAGGUGGACUCGGUGGUCGGCGAGCUCAAAAAGCAUAGCAUCGACAUUCGAUCGAUUUGGAUUCAGGUGACUUCACCAAUCGAAUGGUCUCAAAGCGAAUUGCAUCGGCUAAUGUUCAUCGCGAAUAUGAUCGAGCGAAUCAGGCACCAUGGCCUCAACGUCGGCGUCUACACGAGCAAUUACGAUUGGAGGCUGAUCACCGGCGAUUGGAUGAAAGCCGGCGAUGAGGUGAUGCUCUGGUAUUGGCACGUGAUCGCCACAGGUGUCGACGGCGAGACGACGCCGACGUUCGACGACUUCCGUCCGUUCGGCGGCUGGCAGAAGCCGGCCGUCAAGCAAUUCGGACAAUUUGAGAAGGUCUGCAAUGUCGCGGCCAAUCGAAAUGUCUAUCCAAGCAAACCCAUCAAAAUGGAGGUUUUGUCGAAAUCGCCGAGUCUCGGCAAAAUCAGAGUCGGCUCGAUUGGACUUUUAUAA
Messenger RNA from Caenorhabditis bovis, 819 nucleotides. Lineage: Eukaryota; Metazoa; Nematoda; Chromadorea; Rhabditida; Rhabditidae. The record is from the annotation of a GenBank genome assembly.